Messenger RNA from Dissoconium aciculare CBS 342.82, 3027 nucleotides. RefSeq lists its product as uncharacterized. Gene Ontology annotation, biological process: intracellular calcium ion homeostasis; calcium ion transmembrane transport. NCBI's taxonomy places the organism in Eukaryota, Fungi, Ascomycota, Dothideomycetes, Mycosphaerellales, Dissoconiaceae. The coding region runs from base 1 to 3027 and encodes 1008 amino acids. Gene Ontology annotation, cellular component: membrane. The transcript has a single exon. Gene Ontology annotation, molecular function: calcium ion binding; calcium channel activity. The record is from RefSeq and is a predicted model, not a curated record.
AUGGCGUCACAAGCCUCAUACCUCGGGCCCAGCCCAAGUACGAAGAAACGCUUCUCGAGGGAUGGGUUCCAGCAGCUCUACCCAGAUCAGGAUGAGCACAUGGCAUUUAAUGACUCCACCGUCGACAUCCCUCUCGAGCAAGUGUCCACCAACAAGACAUCCGGCAACGGCCUCCGUCCACUCCACACCGCCGCCUCAUUACGACAUUCACCUUCGAACGCCACUGCUUCUCGUGAGAAAAAGACGUUCUUCCGCGGCCGUCGAACGAAACAGGAUUCGCCUGGAGGCAGACCCUCAGGACGUGUAGGAUAUGACGGAGAAAUGGAUACCGUGACCACCAUGGGCAAGAUCUACGACAAAAUCUUUGGUUUCUCAAUCAUCACACGUUACUUCCUCUACGUUCUGCCGCUCGGGCUGCUCAUCGCUGCGCCGAUUAUCGUGGGCGUGGCCAUCCAGAAUUCAAGAGCAGAUCGAAGGCCACCAAUCUUGGCCGGGGUCUCCCUCAUUUGGUUCUUCACCUGGGUCGAGGUCGUCUGGCUGAGUCUGUGGACAUCGAAAUUGGUCGCCCACUUUCUGCCCCAUGUCUUUCAAAUCUUCGUCGGAGUGGUCAGUUCUGGGGUCCGGAAGUAUGCAUCGGUCAUCCGAAAGCUAGAGAUUCCGCUAUCUCUGGUCGGAUGGGCUGUGACUUCUCUGGCCACCUUCGUUCCUCUCAUGACCCUCAAUCCUUACCAGCAGCGACUUUUGGAGGAAUGGAACGCCAGUAAUGCCCCAGACAAGGGUCCCAAUCCGACGAAUGAACAACCCUGGCAGUCAAUCGUCCAAAAGAUCUUGGGCGCUGCCGUUGUGGCCUCGCUCGUCUUGCUGGGCGAAAAGUUCAUCGUGCAGAUGAUCUCCAUCAACUAUCAUCGGAAGCAAUUCAACGCCAAGAUCAAGGACUCGAAGCGACAUGUCUAUAUCCUCGAGCUCUUGUACGAUGCAUCGCGGUCAUUGUUCCCUGCCUACUGCCACGAGUUUGCCGAGGAAGAUUACAUCAUCGCGGAUCAGCUGCAGAUUGCAGCCCUGGGCGGCCGAAGCCGCAGAUCCAAUGGACAGGAUGGACACAGACGAACUGGCUCCGCUACGCCGCUUCGAUUCAUCCAAAAUGUUGGGCGGUUCGGCGACAAGGUGACAUCUGCGUUCGGCAACGUGGCGCACGAGAUCACAGGUAAAGAGGUCUUCAACCCCAACAGUUCUCACUCUAUCGUCGUCGAAGCACUUGAGAAAAAGGUCACGUCGGAGGCCCUCGCUCGCCGGAUCUGGAUGUCGCUGGUCCUUGAUGGUCGUGAGGCUCUUCACAGCGACGACAUCACAGACGUUCUUGGCAUCGAACGCCGAGACGAAGCCGAAGAGGCCUUCUGGACGCUUGACCGCGAUGGCAACGGAGAUGUUUCACUGGACGAGAUGAUCAUGACGGUCACGGAAUGGGGCCGUGAGCGUAAGGCCAUCGCUAACAGUAUGGUCGAUGUCGCGCAAGCCAUCAAUGUCUUGGACCGUCUGCUCAUGGUCGUGGUCUUCAUUGCCGUCGUCUUCAUCUUCGUCGCCUUCCUCAAUGCGAACUUCACGACAACCCUGGCCACGACAGGAACCGCCUUGCUGUCCCUUUCGUUCGUCUUCUCUGUCACUGCUCAGGAGAUUCUCGGUUCCUGCAUCUUCCUUUUCGUCAAACACCCCUUCGACAUCGGUGACCGUGUUGACAUCGGCGCCGACCAAUACGUGGUUGAACACAUCAGUCUUUUGUUCACUGUUUUCCGACGAGCGACUGGCCCCAAGACAGGUCAGCUCAACCAGUACCCUAACAUCGUGCUGAACACUUUGGCAUUGGAGAAUGUCAGCCGCAGCAAAGCUAUGACGGAGCAAAUCACUCUCGACGUCCAAUACAACACGACAUUCGAUGACAUCCAAAUCCUCAAGAAUGAGUUGAAGAAAUUUGUCACCGACAAGGACAACAGCCGCGACUUCCAGCCAGACUUGGAGGUUGAAGUGUUGGGCACAACCGAUUUGAACAAGCUCCAGAUUCGCGUGGAAAUCAAGCACAAGAGUAAUUGGGCCAAUGAGGCUCUUCGUGCGACUCGCCGAAGCAAAUUCAUGUGUGCUCUUGUCGCUGCGUUGCGUGCUGUACCCCUCAACGCGCCCGCUGGUGGCACUGACGCUGCCGGGACUGCUGCGAACCCCAAUUUCUCUGUCGCCAUCAGUGAGGCAGAGGCGAAGGAGAAUGCUGCUGCAUCGGCGGCGGCAAAAGAAGCAGCGCGUCUGGUGCCAGUCAAGAAAAUCGAAGAUGCCAAGGAGGCGGCAGCGAAUGACGCCGACGCCAAUGCAAAGGUGGGCAUGGCCGGUCUGAGUUAUCACGACGGCAGAGUCAUCGAGGAUCUCACAUCACGGGAUCCGGCAUCCGACCCUGUCCGAGACGAAGGCUGGGCGACCGGUCGCGACGAUGCCAGCACCCUCGGGGGUCGUUCCAGCCCGGACCAACACGAUCUAGAGGAAGUUCGAAGCUUUCUCCGCCGAGAGAGCACCCGCGGCAAGCGAAAGCCUUCCGCGACGGCCGGUCGCAACAGCAACGAUCAUCCCGCGAUGCGAUUCAGGAGAAACCCGAGUGUUCCGACCAUCAGCGAACCUGCAGCCGUCGUUGCUGCACCGUCGUCUUAUGCCCCCGGUCACUUGCCCUACCGUUCGGCGAGCGUACGGGCACAGCAGCAAUCAGGUCAGCCACUGGCACCACCGUAUAGCACUUCUCCUUUCGGUGCUUCGCCGAACGUUGCCGGCAGCCAAUCCCUCGAUACGAGCCAACUCGCCCAUGAGAUGAGCGCAGACCGUAGCCCCACCGCUACCUCGCCCGGAGGUGGCUUCCGUAGCCGUAGCGGCACGGUUGCAAGUCGGCCAGGUGCCGGCUUCCCCGUGGCGACGGGCCUGGGAGGAGUGAACGAGGAGGACGAAGAGGAGAGGAGGGCUGGUCGACAGCCUUCUGAUAAUGCUGGGGGUCGUUUCUAG